Molecule: messenger RNA, 1320 nt
Organism: Rhizophagus irregularis DAOM 181602=DAOM 197198
Lineage: Eukaryota; Fungi; Glomeromycota; Glomeromycetes; Glomerales; Glomeraceae
Cellular component (GO): nucleus; cytosol; TTT Hsp90 cochaperone complex
Source: RefSeq, a predicted model, not a curated record
AUGUCAAGUAUUAGAAGUGAACUAGUUAAAUUACUUGAAAGAUUAAGAGUUCCAACUUAUUUAUCAUUUGUUGAUGGAUAUGCAACAGAUACUGAUAUAUCGAGACUAGCGAAUACAUUUAAAAUUCAAGCUGAAUUGGCGUUAAAAGAAUUACAAACUUUAAUCCAGAAUGCCACAGAUAACAAACUAGAUGAUGAAGAAAUAAUACAAAUAAUUGUAACAUGUGCAACGUUUAUAGGAGAAGAAUCAUGGACAAAUUCUGAUUUAAAUAAAAGUGCAAUUGCAACAAUCAACUCGUUGAUUACCUUGCAACCAAAGCGGUUUCCGACUGUUACACGAAUGAUUCAAAUAUUUUCCUCUGAAAUACUCGAAAAAUAUGUAAAACCAGUAUUUCUAAAGCAUACUCCUGUGAAUGUUGAAAAGAGAAGUGGAAAAUUAAAAAAACAACCUGUUGAUUUUGAUAUUGGGAAUGAAUCAUGGAGAGGAGAAAUAGCAAAAGGAUCUAAUAUUUUACGGUGGUGCAUCUUACAUCUGAAAAACGCAGAGAUUGGGAAGACCAUUGGACUUAUUAUUCCUCCAACUUUAUCACUUAUUGAUGAUUAUAAUGUGAAUUUCAAGACUCGAGGUGUCUCUUUACUGGACCAUUUAUUAAAAGAAUUAACCCCUGACAUUAUACAACGAACAGGAUUAGGUGAAGUUUUUCACGAAGCAUUAAGUAGAUGUUUAACUUAUCAAAAUGAGGAAUCUCAUGUUUCAUUAUUACGUCAAAGCUUUUCUGCUAUAAUUUCAUUAAUCUCCUUAAUCGAAAAACCAAAUUCUGAAGCGCGUUUUAUUAAAUAUGAACAAAUAUUAUCCAAUAAUGUUGUAAGGGGGUUCAUAUUUUCGGGUGACAAAAUUGUAAUUCGUAUAAUAUUAUUAGAACAAAUCCCUAAUCUAAGUCAAGAACUAGGUAUAGUUAUGGUUAAAUAUUUAGGAGAAUUAAUACAAACUAUAUGUGACUCUUUGCAAGUAACCUUUGAGUUUACAAAUAAGGAGCAAAUCAUAGGGUUACAUUAUGCAGCAGCAAAAGGUUUAGAAAAGGUUAUUAGUACAUGCUGGCCCAGAAUACCACAAUACAAGGGUCGUAUACUGAAAUCAGUGGCAACAUCAUGGUAUCAAGUGAUGCGUGUUGAAGUUAAUAAUAACAUGUUAAAAAAAUCACUAUGUAACAUAUGUCAACUCUUAAAAUUGGUAUGCGUACAAAAUAACGUGAACAUAAAAAAAGAUAUUCAAGCUUUAUUAGAAUUAGAUAGCGGAAUGUUUGAACCUUUAUUAAAUUAA